Messenger RNA from Oryzias melastigma (Indian medaka), 2144 nucleotides. RefSeq names its product NK6 homeobox 2 (gene nkx6-2). Lineage: Eukaryota; Metazoa; Chordata; Actinopteri; Beloniformes; Adrianichthyidae. The transcript has 3 exons. The record is from RefSeq and is a predicted model, not a curated record. Gene Ontology annotation, biological process: cell differentiation; regulation of transcription by RNA polymerase II. Gene Ontology annotation, molecular function: DNA-binding transcription factor activity, RNA polymerase II-specific; RNA polymerase II cis-regulatory region sequence-specific DNA binding. The coding region runs from base 332 to 1186 and encodes 284 amino acids. Gene Ontology annotation, cellular component: nucleus.
UAUCAGAGCUUCCCGCCGCGCUCCCGCAGAGACAGACGAGCCUUUAAUGGUCCCAUCCGAACCCGCAUCGCACCGCCAGCAGGACCCGCGCGCGGGACCAAUGCUGACACGCCGGCACGCGGACACGCAUUCGGGGCUUUGGCCGGACUCCUAACUCCCCAGAGGGAAGAAGUUUCUCCUCCGACCGCCUCCGCCUCUCCGGGAUACCUGCGGGAAGCGGGCGUCAGGACCGCCGCCUCCCGCCCUCCUCCGCCCUCCUCCGCCCCGCGCCGCCCCGCGCCUCCGGUUCUCCGUUUUUAGUCCACGCGCGUCCGGCGGUUGAUGUCCACCAAUGUUAGCGGUGGGGCAGAUGGAAGCUAACCGGCAGAGUGCUUUCGUCCUGGGCAGCACCCCGCUGGCGGCGCUGCACAACAUGACCGAGAUGAAGACGUCUCUGUUCCCGUACGCGCUGCAGCAGAGCCCCGCGGGCUUCAAGGCGCCGCCGCUGUCCGGCCUCAACUCGCAGCUGUCCGGAGGAACCCCGCACGGAAUAAGCGACAUCCUGGGCAGACCCAUCACCACCGCCGGCCAGCUGCUGUCCGGCUUCCCGCGGAUAAACGGCCUGGCGACCACGGCGGCCGCCGCGGCGGCGGGGAUGUACUUCAGCCCGGCGGUGUCCCGGUACCCGAAGCCGCUGGCCGAGCUGCCGGGGCGCGCGCCCAUCUUCUGGCCCGGCGUGAUGCAGGGCUCUCCGUGGAGGGACCCGCGGGUCCCCUGUCCCGCUCAGGCCAACAUCAUGCUGGACAAGGACGGGAAGAAGAAGCACUCCAGACCCACCUUCUCCGGACAGCAGAUCUUCGCUCUGGAGAAGACCUUCGAGCAGACCAAAUACCUGGCGGGUCCGGAGAGAGCCCGCCUGGCCUACUCCUUAGGCAUGACGGAGAGUCAAGUGAAGGUCUGGUUCCAGAACCGGAGGACCAAGUGGCGGAAGAGGCACGCGGCGGAGAUGGCCUCCGCCAAGAAGAAGCACGACUCGGAGACGGAGAAGAUGAAGGAGAGCUCGGAGAACGAGGACGACGACGAGUACAACAAGCCGCUGGACCCGAACUCUGACGACGAGAAGAUCACGAGACUGUUGAAAAAGCACAAGGCCGGCAGCAACCUGGCGCUCAUCAGCCCCUGCAGCAACAGCUCGGACACUUUGUGAUGCGCCUGCGCCGGAAGGCCGCCGGACUCUUUCACCUGACCUUUCCCACAUGCGUCUCUCUGCUCCGGCGGAACCCGAACGGAACCCGAACGGAACCCGGGCGGGCCUUUGGGGGGUUUAUGUGCCCCAGAAAGAACUGGGGGCUUUGGAGCGGAGACGCAGCUGCGCGCGCGCGCGCGGAGCCGGGCCUCUCCUCUGGACCUCACACCAACGGAAGGACAUUCAUUCCGGGAGGACUCUGAUAAAACUCAAAAGAUCCUGUUCUGUCCGGAUCCGCGAGCAUCCGAUGACAUUUCCCUAAAGUAAUGCCGUCAAUUCCCGCCACCUGUUGCGCUUGUCGUUUAUCACCUGUAGAAGCUCCAGGCGGACUGAGGACGCGUUCAGGUUGAAGGUCCGAGUCCGAGACGCAUGUUCCAAACAGCAGGUGAAAAGCUUCUGAAGCUCCGAUUAACCAGGGUAUCCGCCGUCCUCAAAGGCAACACGCGCGUGCUUGGACACGAGCGGACUUCUGCUGACCUGCACGUGUUCACGCAGGUGAGAAUGUGUAUAUAUUUUAUACAGAAUAAGUUAUGAUGUUUGGAAGCUGGGGGGACGCGGCCCUCUUCCUCCCCGCAGCCCCCAUGAUGAUGAUGAUGAUGAUGAUGAUGAUGAUGAUGAUGAUGCGCUUUAUCCCAUCCGAGCUGCUCGGAUCUCCGUCCCGCAGAGUAACGCCACGCCACGCAUCCCCUUUGAUUCACAGAAAUGUAUAGCAGCCGAACUGAGUGUAAAUAACAUUUGUAAAGAGAGUGAACAGCCGCUUGUUUAACGUCAUCAGCACCGGUCUCUGCCUCGGUGCGCGCACCGAGACAGAGACCAGGAGCUCCGUUCAUGUCCUUCUAUAAAAGAGAAUUAUUGCUUCCCGGACGGUUAUAGGACGAAAAGAAAAGACUUUGUAUAAUGAAUAAAUUAUUUAACAAGC